Medicago truncatula (barrel medic) is the source of this 993-nucleotide messenger RNA. RefSeq lists its product as uncharacterized. The record is from RefSeq and is a predicted model, not a curated record. Bases 1 to 993 code for a protein of 330 amino acids. The transcript is spliced from 2 exons. NCBI's taxonomy places the organism in Eukaryota, Viridiplantae, Streptophyta, Magnoliopsida, Fabales, Fabaceae.
AUGGCUGAACCUAAUUCCCCCAAAAAUAAUGUUGAUGACACUUCAUCAGCAUCCGUCCAAUCUACUACGGCGGUGAAAACCACCACUCAUUCCGCUUUCACCAUUAACAAUGUCAAAACCAUCAUUCUGGUGACAUUGGACAAUGAUUCCAACCUUUAUCUUUCUUGGUCUGCACUUUUUUUGGUGCAAGCUCGUGUCCACAACCUGCUCGAUCAUAUCAUCCCUCCAUCUGAUGAAAAAUUCAUCCGCACGGCAGACGAUCUCAAAGCCAACGAUUCUGACCUUUGGAAUCGUCUUGACGCUGUUGUGUUGCAAUGGAUGUAUGCAACCAUCACACAGGACAUCCUCAACUCUAUCAUUGUGAUUAACGAUACUGCCGAAGCAUGUUGGAAUCACAUUGCUGCCAUGUUCAAUGACAACAAACACUCGAGGGUUGUGCAACUUGAAAACCAGUUUAGCAACACCAAUCUUGAGGAUUUUCCUUCCACCAAGGCUUACUGUAACUGCCUCAAACUUCUCUCUGAUCAACUUGCAAAUGUCGAUUCUCUGGUUUCCAAUACUCGCUUGCAACACGACCCUUUACCAACCUUUGUUGCAGCCAAAUCCAGAUUAGAUCUCGAAGAAUCGACUAUUCUUCAACGUGCUGCUCGUGAUUCUUCCACUUCAACACCAGCGGCACUUGUGGCUAACACCACCACACCACUGACUGAUGUCUCUCCUCCGUCCCAUUCCAUGAGAAACGGGCACAAUCGCAACAAUUCUCGCGGUCGUGGAAAGAAAAACAACCGCAACAACAACGGUGGCCGAAAUAUGGAAGAGGUGGUCAUGGAAAGCAAGCACCUUGGCAACAACAAUGAACACCAUGGCAACAGUGGGCAACUCAAUGGAACAUGCCACCAUGUCCUUAAUCCAUUUACAAUUGGAACCGGUCUAACAAUAUUGUACCAGAAGGACCAAUUCUUGGGCCAAAACCACAAGCUACCCUCAAUGUGA